Molecule: messenger RNA, 608 nt
Organism: Photinus pyralis (common eastern firefly)
Lineage: Eukaryota; Metazoa; Arthropoda; Insecta; Coleoptera; Lampyridae
Gene: mRpS6
Product: probable 28S ribosomal protein S6, mitochondrial
Exons: 3
Coding region: 117-560 (147 amino acids)
Biological process (GO): translation
Cellular component (GO): ribosome; mitochondrial small ribosomal subunit
Molecular function (GO): structural constituent of ribosome; small ribosomal subunit rRNA binding
Source: RefSeq, a predicted model, not a curated record
CUGCUGCCGCGCGUGUAAACGUAGCAUAACCAAGCGCCACCUCACGGUUGAGUUGAGUACCUCUGAUUUCGUAACUUAACCUAAGUUUUUUGCUACAAGUUCUAUUUAUUUGAAAAAUGAUAACGCACGAAUUAAUGCUUUUAUAUCGAGUUAUGCCAAAACCUGAAUUAGUGACUACAUUGAAGCGAACAGCCGAAACUCUUUUCAGUCGUGGGGGCAUCAUUCGAAAACUGGAAAAUUUAGGAACAAGAGACAUACCUUUUAAAAUUAGCGCCCAUGGCGUAGUUUACAAACAGGCCAGCUACUAUGUAUUCACAUUUAAUGUCCCUCCGAUUGCAAUUAAGGACUUAUUGGACGAAUUUGAACGCGACGUUGAUAUAAUCAGAAGGAAGAUCUUUAAACAGAAUAGUCCAGAAUUUAAAGAAUGUACAUUGCAUGAAGAACUCCAACCCGCACCCUAUCGUAAAAGUGUUCAAGAACUUAUUGCACAAGCUCGUAAAUUAGAUAAGCCUAAGUUUAAUUACAAUACAGGUUUGGAUUAUUACCCGUUCCAGAAGUAAUUUGUAGUCAAUGUUUGUAGAUAGUCAAUAAAAUUAUUACGUACUUUA